Messenger RNA from Sparassis crispa, 1539 nucleotides. RefSeq names its product Transposon Ty3-G Gag-Pol polyprotein. The coding region runs from base 1 to 1539 and encodes 512 amino acids. Lineage: Eukaryota; Fungi; Basidiomycota; Agaricomycetes; Polyporales; Sparassidaceae. The record is from RefSeq and is a predicted model, not a curated record. Gene Ontology annotation, biological process: DNA integration. Gene Ontology annotation, molecular function: nucleic acid binding. The transcript is spliced from 2 exons.
AUGUCUCGAUUCCAAUACAAAAUCCAGUACAUAGAAGGCGCGACCAAUAAGGUCGCGGACUGUCUAUCUAGGUACUAUGAGAACGACAAUGCGGAUGAAUUCGCACCCAUCCAGGACUAUGCAAAUGCAGACGCUCAUCUAGACCCUGAGUGGGAUGACCUACCAUCCAACCAUAUUGCUGAGCUGUGCACCGGAACAAUCCAGUGCUCAGCACAGCUGCCCAAGGAGGUGCAGGAGUCAAGGGAUCAGGAGGCCAGCGAAAUGGCCUCCCACCUGCCCCUAGUAAUGCCAACCACAGGCGCAAAGGACGAGGAUCCGACGAUUGCUGAGUCAUGCACCAACGGACCUCCACUGAAGGCCCGCUUGGAACAGGAUACCCCGUUCCUGGCCGCAGUCCAAAAGGGCUAUGGCGAGGACCCAUUAUUUAGGAAGGUCGUUGAAUCCCCUAUGGAAUUCAGCACCUUCGUAAUCCGGGACAAGACAAUAUACACAAAAAACUGCCAGGAUGAAGAAGUUAUCUGCAUCCCGAGGGUUCUGUACCAUCAUCGAAUGAUGACCGAGAUCAUCAUCGAUAGAGGGCACACGACCAUAGGACACUACGGCCCACAGAAGACGUCGGAAUACAUCCGACAGUGGUUCUGGUGGCCUAGGAUCGGACGUGAUAUCGAAAAAUUCUGCGUGACGUGUGGGGCCUGCCAAACGGCAAAGCCUCGCAAUCACCUGCAAGCAGGAUUACUUCAUUCCGUGCUGAUUCCAUGGUUUCCGUGGAAUUCGAUAGCAAUGGACUUCGUCGGUCCGUUUCCGCGAUCAAAGGGAUAUGACUACCUAUGGGUAGUCAUAUGUCGCCUUACAUCAAUGGUACAUCUGGUCCCCGUGAAUAUGACGAGCACGGCCUCGGACAUAGCUGAGCUCUAUGUCCGAGAAAUUGUGCGACUACAUGGGAUGCCCAAGUCCAUCGUCUCGGACUGGGACUUGAAGUUCACGUCGAAAUUUUGGCGUGAACUACAUCGAUUCCUGGGUGCGAAGCUACUCAUGUCGACGUCAUUCCAUCCGCAAACCGACGGGCUGUCCGAGCGGACCAUCCAAUCGAUCCCGAUGGUUGAGUUCGUGUUGAACUCAGCCACGAGCGCAACCACAGGAUUUGCCCCAUUCGAACUUAAUUAUGGAUACUUGCCGCGAAUGAUUGGAGGCCUGCACGGAACCACGAAAUUCGUGGGCAUGCAGGAAUUUGCCCAACGAGCAUUGGCCAACCUCGAGAUGGUGCAUGAUGCCAUCAUCGAGAGCUGUACACACCAAACGUUCCAAGCCAAUAAACUACAGCAGAAGGAGCCGGAGUUUAUGACUGGAUCGAAGGUGUAUCUAUCCACGCAGAACCUCGCACUACCUAAGGGUCGUGCGAGGAAGCUGAUGCCCAAAUUUAUUGGACCAUACGAGAUCACCGACGUUCAUGCGGCAACCUCUAACUACACAUUAGAAUUUCUGCAAGAACUGAAGGACCGGCGUAUCCUACCUAUAUUCCACGUUUCGCUACUCCGAUGA